AUUCCGCCAGACUUCGAUGUAACCUGGCCUUGCCUCUUCUUCAUCUGUCGGUCGGUGCUUUCCUCCCUCUCCUCAAAAUACCUCAAAAUUUGACAAUUUUCUCCCGACACAGUUUCAAAGAACUGACUUGCACCCUCACACCCACGCUUUGACAGCAACAUCAGACCCAUUCACUCAUCACCUGGCUAAUAAAACACAUGAUUUAAUUUCUCAUCGUUUUUACCAACUGAACUGUGAAACCGGUGUGUCGUUUCAAUCAAUUAAAUCUCAUACUUUUUACUCUCUUUUUGAAGGUCACAAAAAGUUUAAAGGAAUGCCGAGACAGAUUGUUGAUUAAAAGUUUUCAGUUUUUAGAUUCAGUCGAUUUUAGUCUGUCGUUUUGGUACUUUUUGGUCUUUAACACUUUUAAAAUUGUGUAUCGAUAUUAUUCAUUCGUCUUGUUAGAGUGAGGUGAAAGUUUAUCCGUUCCGAUAGGGCUUCAAAAUAGGAAUGGUGUGUGGGAAGGAAGAGGAUGGUGUCGUGGACAUGGUUAUGGAAGGAAACGGUGAAGUGGACAAGGCAGUGUCCCCUCCACCUCAGGUGCUUAUCCUCGACAUCGGCUCCCAAUAUUCAAAACUGAUCGACAGAAAAGUCAGGGAUCUGAAUAUCUAUUCCGAAAUUGUACCUAUUACCACAACUGUUGAGGAAAUCACCGAAAGCCGAGCAAAGGCUAUAAUCAUGUCCGGUGGACCGAAUUCUGUGUAUGCUGAAGAUGCACCUGUUUAUGAUAAACGAAUAUUUACAUUGGGGCUUCCAAUACUUGGAAUUUGUUAUGGCAUGCAUGUAAUUAAUAAGGAGUUUGGGGGUUCAGUCGCCAAGCUUGAUGCGAGGGAAGACGGAGAAUAUAUUGUCGAUGUAGAAAGUAGGAGUCGAUUGUUUAGAGGGCUAGAUAGGAAACAAUCAGUUUUACUAACUCAUGGAGAUAGUGUAUCACGCGUUGGAGAUGGUCUUGUUCCAAUUGGUUCUUCUGGGGACAUUAUAACAGCCAUUGCGAAUGAAUCACUCAAUAUAUAUGGACUUCAAUUUCAUCCUGAGGUUGAUUUGACACCGGGUGGCAGAACAAUGCUGAAAAAUUUUCUUUGCGAUAUUGCCAAUAUACCCCCAACAUACACUAUCCGCUCUAGGGAAGCUCAAUGCAUCGAGUACAUUCAAGACUCAGUUAAAAAUAAUAAAGUCCUAAUGCUCUUAAGUGGUGGAGUAGACUCUACAGUAUGUACGGCCUUGUUGAAGAAAGCGCUCAGAGAAGAUCAAAUAAUUGCGGUUCACGUGGAUAACGGAUUUCUUAGGAAAAAUGAAAGCGAUGCUGUGGAGUUGUCAUUAGCCAAUUUUGGUCUUAAAAUUCUUGUUGUACGUGCUGCGAAUGUGUUCUAUGUUGGCACAACCAAUAUCCCAUUGGACCCUCAAAACCCUGCAAAGGCUGUUCCAUCUACAACAACAUCUAAACAACUUUCAUUUGUGUCUGAACCUGAAGAAAAGCGUAAAAUAAUUGGAGACGUUUUUAUGCACGUUGCCGAAAGUGUGAUAUCGUCCUUAAAUUUGAACCCUGAGGAAGUUCUGCUUGGGCAAGGAACGUUAAGACCAGACCUUAUAGAAUCUGCCUCUCACUUAGUAUCUGGAAAAGCUGAUACAAUUAAAACACAUCAUAAUGACUCUGGUUUGGUACGUAAGCUACGUGACCUAGGUCGUGUUGUCGAACCCCUGAAGGACUUUCACAAGGACGAGGUUAGGACAUUGGGGAGGGACUUGGGGCUUUUACCUGAGUUGGUAGACCGACACCCUUUCCCUGGUCCUGGACUUGCAAUUCGCGUACUUUGUGCUCUUGAGCCUUAUAUGGAAAGUGAUUUUGCUGAAACACAAGUGCUUGUUAGAUUAAUAGUUGAAUAUCACAGUAUGGUACAGAAGAGCCAUGCGUUAUUAAAUCGAGUGGAUAGCGUGUGUAACGAAGACGAAAAGAAGAAACUGAUGAGUAUAUCUUCAAGACAACAUCUUAGGUCAACAUUGUUGCCCAUAAGAAGUGUUGGGGUACAAGGUGAUAAGAGAUCCUAUUCGUAUGUGUCUGCGAUUUCGUGUGAUGGCACACCUGACUGGGGUGACCUUAUGUUCCUUGCGAGAGUUAUUCCAAAAGUUUGUCAUUCAGUAAAUCGGAUUUGCUACCUGUUUGGUGAUGUUGCUAAGGAGCCUAUCACUGAAAUAACGCCAACCUUAUUAACACCCGAUGUCCUUACUACUUUGCGAGAAUGCGACAACUUAGCACAUACAGUUUUACAUGAAUCCGGUUGUACUAAGAAGAUUAGCCAGAUGCCUGUUGUUUUAAUCCCAAUUCAUUUUGAGAGGGGACCCUUAAACCGAAACCCGUCUUGCCAACGCUCUGUGGUGCUGAGGCCUUUUGUAACGAAUGAUUUUAUGACGGGCACUCCAGCAAUCCCAGGAAGACACAUCCCAGUGGAAGUAGUUAACAAAAUGUGUCAAAAAAUUGAGAACGUUCCUGGUAUUUCUAGAGUGUUGUAUGAUCUAACGUCGAAGCCACCAGGCACAACGGAAUGGGAAUGAUAAAUUAUUUUUUUCUAAGGUUGGUGUCCGUGUCGGUUCGGUUUAUUAUCAUGUCUAUUAUCACUCACGAUUCACUGCUAAAUUAGUACAUGGGAGGAAUUUAAUAAUGUUGUACAAGUUGUACUUCUGUACUUCUCUUGACUUGAAUUAAUAAUCCAGGAUUAAUCAACAAGCAAAAAAAUUGUAAACAAUUGCUUGUUGACUGAUCAUUUUUUGAUGGCAACAGCUUUUCUAAUUACAAUAAUUGAAUUUAAUAACGAAACAAAGUACGCAAUGAAAGCAUGUUUUUCUUAAAAUUAAACUUAUGCGAAUUUAUUAUCCUUUUUGCAAAUGAUUAAAGUAAUAAAUUAAAAUUGGUCGGUCAUCUAAA
Molecule: messenger RNA, 2959 nt
Organism: Folsomia candida
Lineage: Eukaryota; Metazoa; Arthropoda; Collembola; Entomobryomorpha; Isotomidae
Gene: bur
Product: GMP synthase [glutamine-hydrolyzing]
Exons: 18
Coding region: 490-2589 (699 amino acids)
Biological process (GO): GMP biosynthetic process
Cellular component (GO): cytosol
Molecular function (GO): GMP synthase (glutamine-hydrolyzing) activity; ATP binding; GMP synthase activity
Source: RefSeq, a predicted model, not a curated record